Molecule: messenger RNA, 1021 nt
Organism: Microtus ochrogaster (prairie vole)
Lineage: Eukaryota; Metazoa; Chordata; Mammalia; Rodentia; Cricetidae
Gene: Faap20
Product: FA core complex associated protein 20
Biological process (GO): DNA damage response
Cellular component (GO): Fanconi anaemia nuclear complex
Molecular function (GO): K63-linked polyubiquitin modification-dependent protein binding; ubiquitin binding
Source: RefSeq, a predicted model, not a curated record
AUGGAGGAGGAGCAGAGGCUCCGGGGGAGGCUGAGCCGCCGCAGGCCGCCCGCAGGGGGCGGGGCCCCCAACUGCCCGCCCUGGUUUCUCUUGGAGGACCGUCAGAGAGAGCCAUGGGCUGCCCUGCUGCGUAGCACUGUGAGCGGGAACGUGGAUUUGACCCCGAAAGUCGAGCCAUUGCCAACACUGCCAGCUUUGCCCGGCCAGGAGUCUCUGCCUGACCCAGAGCCCACUGUGCCUCCUGAGGUCUUCACUGUGGGAUCUAAGACUUUUUCCUGGACGCCUUUUCCACCUGCCCUUGGUGGUUCUGGAAACUCCUACGAGUUGUUCCGCGGGAUUGGUGGCUCCCUGGGGUCACCCACUCCAGCCCUAAAAGGAUAUCCUGCACCAGAUUCCCGUCAGACUCCCAGCACGGAAGAGUGUGUGUCCGUGCAGAGUCCACCCGUGUUGCUGAACUGCCCAUUGUGCCAGAAAGCAUUUGACCCGAAGUUAGCCCAGCUGGAUGUGGAUAGCCACCUUGCUCAGUGCCUGGCUGAAAGCACAGAAGACGUGGUGUGGUGAGCGGCGACUGCUGGGACGUGUCCGAGUGGACAUCCGAGCACGGGCGUCUUCUGGUUUUGCUCGUGGGCACUGAGAAUAAUGCUGAUCGCUGUGGUGCAGACAGCAGCAGGUCCCUACCAUGGUUCCUCUCAUUGCUGACUUAACUGGGUUUAGAAUCACCUAUCAGACAGACCUCAGGCUGUGUCUGUGGAGCUGUCUCCAGGGAUUAACUGAGAAUGGAAGACCCACCUUGGAUGUGGGUGGUGCUGUCCUGUGGCCUGGGGUCUCACUGAAUGAAAAGGGAAAAAGGAGAAAUUGAGCUGCUUCCUUACUGGAGACGGAUGCUCUUCUGACCUGGCCACCAGGGCUACAGCAACAUUUGGUGUUGUGCCUUCCCUGCCGCGAUGGACUGCACUUCAGCCGUGAGCCAGAAUAAACCUUUUCUUAAAAAAUUAUUUAUUUAUUAAUUAUGUAUACUACA